GGAGACCAGAGUUACCUAACCUUUUUCACCUGCACUGGUCUGAAAGCGCAAUAUGUUGGGCGUAUUCUAUGGGGAGAUUGUCUAGCCAAGCCAGCCCUAUCAAGUCGGUGCAGACGAAGAAAAUGAGAGGAAGCAAUGGACUUUAGACUUUUGGAAUGAUACACCCUCUGGUUAAAGUUUAUUUGGAGGCGUGCAGCUGUUAAACUUAUUAAUUUCUCUCUCUAAAAUCAGCACAGGCCUACUCUAGUAAGUAAUGGAGAUUCCAGUAUUCACUGUUGAUGCGUUUACCAACUUACCUUUCAAAGGAAAUCCUGCAGCAGUUUGUCUGCUUUUACAUGAAUUGCAGGAUGAUAUGUACCAGAACAUUGCUGCUGAGAUGAACCUGUCAGAGACUGCCUUCAUCAUACGGCUGAAUUCAAAAGAUGACUUCAGCUCAGGAGCACGCUUCCGUUUGCGUUGGUUCACCCCCACCACUGAGGUUCCUCUGUGUGGCCAUGCCACCCUGGCUUCAGCUGCAGUACUGUUUUACAAAAAAAAAAAUGUCAACUCAACAGUGGUAUUUGAGACAUUGAGUGGAGAGCUGUAUGUGCGACAACAAGGGGAAUCUAUAGUGAUGAAUUUCCCCCUGAACAAACCUACUCCUGUGGGUCUUAAAGAAUUUAAAGACAUAGUUAAAGCUGCUGUGGGAGACCAGCCAGUUCAAGAAGUGUGCCUCUGUGCCACCACCAAAAUGCUAAUGGUGCGCCUUGCUGACAGUUGUGACAGGUCAGUGCUCACGUCCCUGCAGCCAGACCCAGCAGUUCUGCUCCGUGUAGACACUGGCGGGAGGGUUAGGGGUCUGCUUGUCACCAUGAUCGGAGACCCUGGCUGUCAGUCUGGCUAUGACUUCUACUCCAGAAACUUCUUCCCCUGGUUCGGGGUUCCUGAGGACCCUGUGACUGGCUACUGGUCAGAGAAACUUGGCAAGAAAAAGAUGCUGGCCUAUCAGUGCUCUAGCCGUGGUGGGGAGCUGGAGCUUGAGCUACAGGAUGAUGGCAGGCUCAAUAUCGCUGGCCAGGCGGUCACCGUCCUGCAGGGGAUUCUCACUGUGUAGAGACUAUACUGUUUACUCAGACCUAGCUAAAUGUACAACAGGAGCGUAGCAAUUAAAUUUUAAAAAACUCUGA
Messenger RNA from Salvelinus namaycush (lake trout), 1166 nucleotides. RefSeq names its product phenazine biosynthesis-like domain-containing protein. The transcript has 9 exons. Gene Ontology annotation, molecular function: isomerase activity. Gene Ontology annotation, biological process: biosynthetic process. The coding region runs from base 254 to 1093 and encodes 279 amino acids. Lineage: Eukaryota; Metazoa; Chordata; Actinopteri; Salmoniformes; Salmonidae. Gene Ontology annotation, cellular component: cytoplasm. The record is from RefSeq and is a predicted model, not a curated record.